Molecule: messenger RNA, 567 nt
Organism: Lactuca virosa
Lineage: Eukaryota; Viridiplantae; Streptophyta; Magnoliopsida; Asterales; Asteraceae
Source: the annotation of a GenBank genome assembly
AUGCAAGUUCCUGAUUCUGAUAUGCAACAUAACGUGUUAAUCGAAGCAGUUGAAAACCAUAUGCCUCAAGUGAUUGUAAUCGAUGAAAUUGGGACAAAACUUGAAGCAACAACUGCAAUUACUAUCGCACAACGUGGGAUUCAGUUAGUUGCAACUGCUCAUGGAAUUACAAUAGAUAAUUUAGUCAUGAAUCCUUCUUUAGAAAUGCUUGUUGGAGGAAUUCAAAGUGUGACUCUUGGAGAUGAUGAAGCAAAUCGAAGAGGUGUUCAGAAAUCAGUUUUGGAAAGAAAAGGUCCUUCUACUUUUGAUUGUGCUGUUGAGAUCAUUUCUAGGGUUGAAUUGAGAGUUCAUACUAGUCUUGAAGCUACAGUCGAGGCUAUUGUCUAUGGUCGUUCCCCAAAAUAUCAAAUUUGCAAGUUAAACGAGGGAGUUUUGGAUGCAACUUUACAAAGUGAUCAAAUUGUUCCCGAUUCAUUUGUCAAGAAGAGUGUCACUACGAUUGAAAUGAAAAAUGACCAUCUUACCCCUGACAAACACAUAUCCAAAGAUAGGCUUUGCGGUUUCUAA